CUGCUGCUGCUUUGCCCAUCGUCAAUCAGACCGAAGGGAGGGGGAGAGAGAGAGAGAGAUUAGGGUUUCGCCGGGAGCAGCGGCAGCGAAGAUGAUCGAGGUGGUGCUGAACGACCGGCUGGGGAAGAAGGUGCGGGUGAAGUGCAACGAGGACGACACCAUCGGCGACCUCAAGAAGCUCGUCGCCGCCCAGACCGGCACCCGCGCCGACAAGAUCCGCAUCCAGAAGUGGUACAACAUCUACAAGGACCACAUCACCCUCAAGGACUACGAGAUCCACGACGGCAUGGGUCUCGAGCUCUACUACAACUGAUCCCGUCCUCCCCCGGCCAGGUCUAGAAACUCACAUGGAAAUCCUUGGAACUGGGGGACCAUGGAUGCCUAAGAGCUGUAGUCUGUUUCCAUAUAUACUGCAUAUGCAUGGACAGUGUAUCUACUGCCGUUAGACUCUUCAAUUUCUGUGACUGUGAAUGUGUGAACUUGGGAGCAAAACUCCUGUUAAUGGAAAACUGGGAACAUAUGGUGCUGCAGUGCAUAUAAAAAAUUGUUCGGUCUACUACA
Molecule: messenger RNA, 561 nt
Organism: Syzygium oleosum
Lineage: Eukaryota; Viridiplantae; Streptophyta; Magnoliopsida; Myrtales; Myrtaceae
Product: ubiquitin-like protein 5
Exons: 2
Coding region: 92-313 (73 amino acids)
Biological process (GO): mRNA splicing, via spliceosome; protein modification process
Cellular component (GO): cytoplasm; nucleus
Molecular function (GO): protein binding; protein tag activity
Source: RefSeq, a predicted model, not a curated record